This is a messenger RNA of Penaeus monodon (black tiger shrimp), 489 nucleotides long. Its product is annotated as pheromone-processing carboxypeptidase KEX1-like. Lineage: Eukaryota; Metazoa; Arthropoda; Malacostraca; Decapoda; Penaeidae. The record is from RefSeq and is a predicted model, not a curated record.
UGAUGAUGAUGAUGAUGAUGAUGAUAUAGAGAAGAAAAGAAUAGAGAGUGACAGACUAACAAACAAGACAGACAGAGCGUUUGUGUACUCAAGGGUGGUUGGAGUGCACAGGCCAUACAUCAAAGUUCUGAAGGGCGUGAAGCAGGCGAUGUGGAGAUUCCAUGGGUUUUCUUUGGAACCGGACUACCCACAGGAGACAAGGCUGGUCGUCACUCGGUAGCCUAUGCUAGCCAAGCAGGAGCGAGGUAGACCGGAACUGGUCAUGGGAUAAGUACUGACAAAGCAGUUCAAGUCUUAUAGAAGUCAGAGGUAUUGCCUGUCUAGGCGCUUUAUAAAGGAUUUUGUAAAGGAGUGCAAGGAAGCGCAUGAGGGAUUUCGCGUGUCUUACGAUACAUAAUGGCGAGUGUUGUAUGGAGUGGCGCUGAAUGAUAAAAUACAGCGAGCGGGGAAAUAACUAUACUAUAUAGAAAAGGUGCCGAAUAUGAAGCU